AUGUCAUUGCUAGGUCCAUCAUUUUCUUUGGACUCAAUUGUAUGUAGUCUUGUUAUAAGUGUCGGGAUGCUGUCAGGUGUCCAACAUUUAGAAGUGUAUGUUUACAUGCAUGUCAUUCAUUGUGAACUAUGUGGUAAUCUUGAUUUUUAUCCAGCUUCUUUAUCAUUGGUAUUGGAUUUACUUAGAAGAGGAGAUGAAAAUGGUAUGCUGUUUUGGGGUGAACGUAAUCAGAUAACUGCAUCAUGA
Macrosiphum euphorbiae (potato aphid) is the source of this 246-nucleotide messenger RNA. The record is from the annotation of a GenBank genome assembly. NCBI's taxonomy places the organism in Eukaryota, Metazoa, Arthropoda, Insecta, Hemiptera, Aphididae.